GGCCUUCUUUUCUCAUCGCCAAAGCGAGUCAGAGCAGAGAAACAAAUUCAAGUUUCCCAAAUUUUCAGACACACACUAGCUCUGUCCUAAAUUCCUUUGCAGAUCAGUUAUCAAUCACUGCAGCAGCUCCGAUAAUUCCAGAAUAGAUUCCUCAUCGUCAUCUUCAUCGUUAUCUGUUGCUGAUCCAACUUUAUUACUGCAAUUUACUGGAUCAAGACAUGGCAGAGAAAAUUGUUAAACACCAAGAAGAAUACACUCUCGAUGGAUCCGUCGAUCGCCGCGGCCGGCCGGCCAUUCGAUCGAAAACGGGAACAUGGGCUGCCGGUGGCUUACUACUAGUGAACCAAGGGCUAGCGACGCUGGCGUUUUUUGGGGUAGGAGUAAACCUCGUGCUGUUUCUUACACGAGUGAUGGGUCAAGACAACGCCAGCGCAGCAAACAACAUCAGUAAAUGGAUGGGCACUGUGUACAUCUUCUCCCUCCUCGGAGCUUUCCUCAGCGACUCUUACUGGGGACGCUACAAGACCUGCGCCGUUUUCCAAGCCAUCUUCGUCGUCGGAUUAGUGUCGCUAUCUCUCACGUCGUACCUGUUUCUGGUAAAGCCCAACGGGUGCGGCGGCGAGGAAGCGCCGUGCGGACCGCACUCCAGAUUACACGUGUCGCUUUUCUACACGUCGAUUUACCUCGUCGCCCUCGGCAACGGCGGGUAUCAGCCGACGAUUGCGACUUUUGGGGCGGAUCAGUUCGACGAGGACCAUGAGACGGAGAGCCAUUCGAAGGUUGCUUUCUUUAGCUACUUCUAUCUGGCGUUGAAUCUUGGGUGUCUGUUUUCGAAUACGAUUUUGGGGUACUUUGAGGAUAAGGGUGUCUGGGCGAUUGGGUUUUGGGCGUCGGCUGGGUCGGCGGCGACGGCGCUGGUUUUGUUCCUGGUUGGGACGCCUAUUUACCGGCAUUUCACGCCGCAGGGGAAUCCCCUGUCCAGAUUCUGCCAGGUGUUUAUUGCUGCCUGUCGGAAGUGGAAGGCCGACGUGCCGUCGAAUGAUGAUGAGCUGUUCGAAGUUCAGGGGAGCGACGGUAAGGAGAUUGGCGCCAGGAAGAUUCUUCACACCCAAGGCUUCAGGUUUUUGGACAGAGCGGCUGUAAUAACAGAUGAGGAUGGUGAGAGUCAGACGGCGGCGGCGGCGGAUGGCGGCGGGCGAAACCUAUGGCGGCUUUGCUCGGUGACGCAAGUGGAAGAAGUGAAAUGCAUUCUGAGACUGCUCCCAAUUUGGCUCUGCACCAUUCUUUACUCCGUCGUCUUCACCCAAAUGCAGUCCCUCUUCGUCGAGCAAGGCGCCGCCAUGGAAACCACCGUCGCCGGCUUCCACAUCCCGCCGGCGAGCAUGUCCAGUUUCGACAUCCUCAGCGUCGCCACAUUCAUCUUCCUCAACCGCCGCCUCAUCGAACCGCUCGUCUCCCGGCUCAGAAAAACCGGCGGUCUAACGGAGCUCCACCGCAUGGGGAUCGGUCUGAUCAUCGCCGUCGCCGCCAUGCUCUCCGCCGGGGCCGUCGAGCACUUCCGCCUGAAGCACGCCGACGCCGGCUGCCCGGAGUGCCCGGAUUCGAGCAGCCUGAGCAUCUUCUGGCAGAUCCCUCAGUAUGUCCUGAUCGGCGCGUCGGAGGUUUUUAUGUACGUCGGGCAGCUGGAGUUCUUCAACAGCCAAGCCCCCGACGGGCUGAAGAGCUUUGGCAGCGCGCUCAGCAUGACGUCAAUAUCGCUGGGAAAUUACGUCAGCAGCCUGAUAGUGACGAUAGUGAUGAAAGUGUCGACCGCCGACGACCUGCCGGGAUGGAUUCCGAGGAAUCUCAACAGAGGUCGUCUCGACAUGUUCUAUUACCUGCUGGCUGUCCUGACGGCGGCGGAUUUUGUCGUAUAUGUGGUCUGCGCCAAGUGGUACAAAUAUACGAGGUUCGAGGAAAGAAGUGUGGCCGGGAAGAACAGCACUGAUUUCAGAGUAUAGAUAUAUAAUAAUAUUAUUAUUAUUAUUUAUUUAUUUGUGUGGAAUAAUAAGGUAAUUAAUGUUGUAAAAAUUCGAGGCUGCGGGGAUACUGAGGAAGUGCUGUAGUUUGUUCACUUCUCUAUGUUGAGCGGUCCGAACUUGAAGGAAUCGGAAAGGAAAAUGAGAUUGAGAAUUUGUGUUCAA
Molecule: messenger RNA, 2183 nt
Organism: Andrographis paniculata
Lineage: Eukaryota; Viridiplantae; Streptophyta; Magnoliopsida; Lamiales; Acanthaceae
Product: protein NRT1/ PTR FAMILY 7.3-like
Exons: 5
Coding region: 219-2000 (593 amino acids)
Biological process (GO): transmembrane transport
Cellular component (GO): membrane
Molecular function (GO): transmembrane transporter activity
Source: RefSeq, a predicted model, not a curated record